AUGUCUUGCUAUACUGCCGCCCACGCAAACCCCCAAGGCCCAGGUGACUCGCGACCCACAGCUUUGCAAAUCAUCCAAGAUAACAACAUGGAAGGCAAGCUGGUGGGAAAAGUUGCCAUUGUGACAGGCGUGUCUUCUGGGAUUGGAGUCGAGACCGUCCGCGCCCUCGCAGCCACCGGAGCAACCCUCUACCUGACGGCCAGGAACCCGGACAAAGCCCGCGCAGCUCUUGGCGACAUCUUCCAGCCUGAAACCAUGGAGCUCGUGCAAAUGGACCAGACCUCUCUGUCCAGUGUGCGACAGGCCGCGGCGGCCAUCCUCGCCAAGACCGAUCAAGUGAAUAUCCUCAUUGCCAACGCCGGAGUCAUGGCCGUGCGGGAUCUCCAGCUCACAGAGGAUGGGUACGAGUUGCAAUUCGCGACAAACCAUCUCGCCCACUUUCUGUUCUUUCAGCUUCUCAAGCCUGCCCUGCUCGCCGGGAGCAGUCCCACGUUCCAGUCCCGGGUUGUCAUGGUGGCGUCGUCGGGACAUAGGGUCCAUGGCAUCAACGAGUCAGACAAUUAUCAUUUUCAGAAGGGAGCAUAUGAGCCCUGGGUUGCGUACGGACAGUCCAAAACAGCCAAUAUCUAUAUGGCCAGUGAGAUUGAACGUCGCUAUGGGUCUCGCGGGCUGCAUGCGACGAGUCUCCACCCUGGGGUGAUUGCUACAUCACUGGGAAGACAUAUGACUGAAGAACAAAUUCACGAUUUGGUGCAUGAUGAGACGGUGGCAAAAGUCCUAAAGAGCCCAGCGCAGGGAGCUGCGACAACUAUAUGGGGUGCUGUUGGCAGCGAGUGGGAGGGCAAGGGCGGGAAGUUUCUUGCUGACUGUGCCGAGGCAGUGCAGGCUGAAUAUGACGGUCAUAUUGGAAGGACGUUUGUGAGUUAUACGUACAGCCCUGAGGAGGAGGAUCGACUGUGGAGGGACUCGUUGGAGAUGGUUGUAAUCAUCCUCGAAGAACUCUCCAUUCCAUACACCAUCAGAUCAUUCAAAUUCGAUGACGUCAAGAAACCCCCCUUUAUCGAUAUCAAUCCCAAUGGACGCGUACCAGACCCCAACACCAACCUAACACUAUGGGAAUCCGGCGCUAUAAUCCAAUACCUGAUUGACAUUUACGACACCACCCAUAAAAUCAGUUAUGAGACGCUCAAUGAGAAACAUCUUUUGAAUCAGUACCUACAGUUUCAGAUGAGUGGGCAAGGGCCGUAUUAUGGGCAGUGUGGAUGGUUCAACGUCCUCAGCCCCGAAAAACUCCCUAGCGCAAUAACCCGCUACCAAAACGAAGUCCACCGGGUGUUGGGCGUUCUCAACACCAUCCUCACCAACAAAACCUGGCUGGUGGGGGAUAAAUGCACAUAUGCGGAUUUGGCCUUCUUACCGUGGAAUAACCGAUUGGAUAUGUUGAUUCCCCGUGAUGAGGGGGGAGAGAUUCUGGAGGCGUAUCCGUGGGUGCAGGGGUGGCAGAAACGGAUGGAGGAGAGGGAGUCGUGGAAAAGGUCGAUGGAGGUGAGGGCGGGGUUGAUGGAUGAGCAGGGGUUGAUGGUGAAUGGGAUGCCCAAGGGGGUGAAUAAUAUUCGGGAAUAUGAGGAGUUGAUUGCGAAAUCGGAGGGGGGGAAAUUGGAGGGGAAAGGGGAGGGGGUGGAUGAGCAGGAGGGGGUGUUGGGGUGUGUUGGUAUUGGAAAAAAUGUCAAGAUGGGGAAGGUGAUUGUUGAUGAGAAGAAGGAGGAUGAGGAUGAGAGGUCGGAUGAGGAUGCGGGAGUGUUGGGAUGUGUCGCUAUUGGGAGGGUUUAACUAAUCUAUGUAUUAUGAUAUAAUGUCUUUUUCUGUGUUGGAUAAUUGAGUAUCUCUUAUGUGAUGGGUCAGGGGUGAACAGCAACAAUGGGAAUAGGAGUAUUCAAGCUUUUAACCCUAGCACAAUGGUAUAUACAGUCCAAAAAAUCAAUCCCAGCAGCAGCACU
Messenger RNA from Aspergillus sclerotioniger CBS 115572, 1997 nucleotides. Its product is annotated as short-chain dehydrogenase/reductase. The transcript has 4 exons. The coding region runs from base 1 to 1830 and encodes 609 amino acids. The record is from RefSeq and is a predicted model, not a curated record. NCBI's taxonomy places the organism in Eukaryota, Fungi, Ascomycota, Eurotiomycetes, Eurotiales, Aspergillaceae.